Messenger RNA from Eublepharis macularius, 3216 nucleotides. It is a transcript of the gene ZFTA, whose product is annotated as zinc finger translocation associated. Gene Ontology annotation, biological process: negative regulation of DNA-templated transcription. Lineage: Eukaryota; Metazoa; Chordata; Lepidosauria; Squamata; Eublepharidae. The transcript is spliced from 5 exons. The record is from RefSeq and is a predicted model, not a curated record. The coding region runs from base 155 to 2026 and encodes 623 amino acids.
GUCCCUUGGAGAUGAAGCUCACGCCAGAUCCGAGAAUCCCCCGGCCGUGCGGCUAGAGAAGCGGUCCGCGGCGCGGGGCUGGGGCGAGCGGCGGCCAGCCGAGGUCUCCGGGUGCAGGGGGGGGGGCGCGGAUGUCUGGAGAGCCGCCGCAGGCAUGGAGCCCCCCAGCCGCCCCGUCAAGCAGGAGCCCCGCGACCCAGGAGAGUCCCCAUUCCUGGGAGAGGCAGCUGAUUCUCAGAACGGUGCUGAGCUGAGCGCAGGCAGUCCCUUCCGUCCCGCUGGGAAUGGCUUGCUGCGAGGAUCCUCCAAAGAUCCGGCUCUCCUUCUUUCUGGAGGGCGGAAGUACUCGGACCAUUGCGAAGAACGGGCCUCGAGGCCCGGCAAGAGCCGCAUCCCCGGGCGGGACCAUCGCCGCUACUACCACGAGCACUGGAGGGCCGAGUACCUGAUGGAUUUCAAUGCCGCCCGGCACGGCAUGAUCUGUAUGGUUUGCGGCAGCUCCCUGGCCACGCUCAAGCUCAGCACCAUCAAAAGACACAUCCGGCAGAAGCACCCGUAUUCCCUGGCCUGGAGUGCCCGCGAGAAGGAGGUCAUCAUGAACAGCUGGGAUGCCCACUUGGGGCUGGAGGCAGAGACAGACGGAGCCAGAGAUCCUACCAGUGGAUCCGGUGGCCAGCAAGGGGGCCGAGGAGAAUUACCGUUGGGUGUAGGUCGCAGGAGGCGGCGUGGUCCGGGCCCCCUUUCUUCUCACGGGGCCUGUCGAUCUUCUGGCUUGGCCUUGAAAGGCACUUCUGUGGGGGAGACCCGGAACCUGGAGCGGUACCUGAAGGAAUCCCUGCAGAGCUGGUUCCAGUCCGAAUUCCUCAUGGACUACGAUCCGCAGGGCAACCGUCUCUUCUGUAUGAUGUGCGGCUCCUCCUUGCCCAGUCUCAACUUGGACGACAUUAAGCGGCACGUGAUGGAGGCUCACCCGAGUUCGCUCGGCUUCAGCCCCGCUGAGAAAGCCACGAUUCUUGAGGCGUGGAACUCUCAUGUGCCAGCACUGGACGCUGAGGGCACAAGAGGAGAGGAAGCCGCCAUGGAGUCUGAAGCUGAAGCAACCCCACAGGACCUGAGCGUGAAGGAAGCGGAUCCGUCUCUGUCUCCUGACCACCCCGCUGGCGAGGAAGGGUCUGAAGAGGCCGGUCCCUGGGACACGGAAGGGAGCAGCCCACCCGUCCCACCCCGUGGCAGGGACCACCGGCGCUACUUCCAAGAGCACUGGCGGGUGGAGUAUCUGAUGGACUACAAUGGUUUGCGCCACGGGCUGGUCUGCAUGGUUUGCGGUAGUGCCCUGGCCACCCUCAAGAUGAGCACCAUCAAGCGCCACAUCCAGCAGAAGCACCCGGACUCCAUGCGGCUCAGCCACCAGGUCAAGGCCCUCAUUGUGCAGGAGUGGAACCGGAAAGCGUCCCGUCUGGCAGAUGCGGAAGACUCCCUGCCGGAAAGGGAUGCUGAGCUAGACAAAGCUGCCCUCAAGAUGCCAUUGUCCCCAAAGGCGUCCCCGGAGGAUGGAGCAACGGCUGCAGGAGACGAAGAGGAGGAAGAGGAGGAGGAAUCGGGAAGAGCGAGACUGGCUCAUUCGCAACAACCCAUGGAAGCUCUCUCUCCACCAACCAGUACCCCAUCCCGCCGGGGGCAGCGUCGGAACUACCAGCCCCGCUGGCGUGUGGAGUACUUGAUGGACUACGACGAGCAGCGGCACGGGCUGAUCUGCAUGGUUUGUGGAGGCACGCUGGCUACUCUAAAGGUCAGCACCAUCAAACGGCACAUCCUUCAGGUCCAUCGUUUCUCACUGGAGUACACGGCCCUGGAAAAACAAACGAUCCUCGAAGCUUAUGCUGAAAAUGACCAGGCCCUGAAUCCUGGCCAGCUAGGCCCCCGGCCUGAACCCGGUCUUGACUCUGAGAACCAGGACGUCAAGCCGAAUAUCAAAGGAUCGGGGAAAAUGGGAUUUGGUUACAAUCGGCCUGUGUGUACGGCGUAGCCGCAAACUGUCGCCACCUUGCAGUGGAAGCUUUGCUGAACAAGUAGCAGGGCUGUCUCCCUUCCCCACCUCCACCCCUUGUCAUGAACUCGAGAGGGGCCCCUGCAGUUCUAUAUUUCAAAAGCUGGGCAGCUGGAUCAAGUGGUGCAGAAGCCAGGAACAGUUUUGUGUUUUUGUUUUUGCAAAAUGUGGGUUUAAUUUGCAUAUUCUGUUCCAAUUAUAACAAAUUUAGGGAGGAAGUUAGAAAUUGUUUGCUUGCCCCAAGAAUUGGGGGGGGGGUACAGGAAAAGGGAGCUGUUAAGAGUGAUGAAGUCAUAUCAGUCCAAGGUGGUCCUGAAUGAUUUUUUGGCGGGGGGGACCAUCAAAAAACACUCAACAUAUGGUGACCCGGUACAGUUUCCAAGGCAAGAAAGGUUCAGAGAUGGUCUGCCAUCACCUGCCUCUGCCUAGCAACCCUAGACUUCCUUGGUGGUUUCCCCAACGAAGGGUGACCCAGCUUAGUUUCUGAGAUCUGACAAGAUUAGGCUAGCCUGGACUAGCCACCUCAGUGUAGGUACUGGUUAGUCCAACAAAAACAGAAGGGCUUGUGACGGCGGCCCAAAAUGUCCAAGGUUCAAUCUCUAGCAUCUCCCAUUAAAAUGUCAGCCAAUGUGUGACGUGAAAGACCUCCCAGUACUGCUCCUUGAUAGAUGAAUGGCCUGGUCUGGUAUAUGGGUACAAUGGUAGCCAGACUGGGGAUUCCUGGGUGAACCACCAUUGCAUUUGCACACAGAGAUCCCCUGCACUGCAACCUGACUUUGAUCAAACAUGGCCUACUCUUAUGGUAGGUUUUAGCCCCUUGGCUGCUGUAUGAAGGGGUAUACUCUCUUUAUCCUUAUGGCAAGCUGUAUGCUUGCAUCUAAACAACAGAUUCCCUCACCUCAAUUGAGAAGAAUUCCCCUUCUCUAGAAGCUACCUUCUAGAAUACUAUACCAACCAUCCAAUUCUUGUACAUAGGGCCAGUGGGAAUUCUCUUGCUCUGUGUGAGAAUCGACAGAGCAACGUGAAUGGAUAUUUAUCAACUCAUUUGAACAGGAGCACCUGGCCAAAGGCCCCAGCCAGCAGCCCAAGAGACUGCCUGGAAAGAUAGGAAAGGAGAACCUUGUCCUCGUGGUUGCUCACAGAAUCCUUGUUCUAGGUAAGAGUUUAAA